GCAGGGUUGAAGUGCUGUAUUUGCAUGUUGCAUACACUCAUAGAAAGAACCAGACUUGACAGUAGCUCAUAUGUUUGAAGUCUACUCACUCACAGGCAUGGCUGCUCAUCUCAUCAUUCUUCUUCUCUUCAGUGUGCUCAAAGGAGUUCACAGCAUAACUACAGUCAGUAAAGUAUCAGUGAAAGCUGGAAAAUCUAUCUCCAUCCCAUGUCUCUAUGAGUCCCAAUACAAAAACCAUGUGAAGUACUUGUGUGAAGGAUAUUAUUGGACGUACUGCAGAUAUGCAGUAAAAACAAACAAAGCAGACCCUUCAGGAAAAUAUUCAAUCUAUGAUGACAAAAACCAGAACAUUUUUAAUGUGACUAUAAACCAGCUGACAAAUGAAAACACUGAUUACUGGUGUGUGGUGGAGAUUAAUAAAGGACAGGAUUAUAAACAGUAUUUUCAGCUGUCAGUUACCAGAGGUACCCCCAGUCUCUAUGUGGAUCAUCAGAGGAUUACAGGAUAUAAUGGAGAAAGCAAAACUAUUAGAUGUCACCACAGUAACUCUGGAGAAAUGAAGUGGUGCAGGCUGGGGAGGAACUGUGUGGCAGGAUCAUCUGGAUCCAUAGAUGGUGCAGCAGUGACCGCUCACAUGAGAGACCCAAAUGUUUUCACAGUGACCAUGAGUGGACUAAGGUCAAAGGACAGUGGCUGGUAUUGGUGUGCUAAAGGGGACAUUCAGAUACCAGUAUAUUUAAAUCUUACUGUGAGACCAAUCACUAGUGACCACUACCCCUACUACUGCUACUACUAG
Oreochromis niloticus (Nile tilapia) is the source of this 796-nucleotide messenger RNA. RefSeq names its product polymeric immunoglobulin receptor-like. Bases 71 to 796 code for a protein of 241 amino acids. Lineage: Eukaryota; Metazoa; Chordata; Actinopteri; Cichliformes; Cichlidae. Gene Ontology annotation, molecular function: transmembrane signaling receptor activity. The record is from RefSeq and is a predicted model, not a curated record. The transcript is spliced from 4 exons. Gene Ontology annotation, cellular component: plasma membrane.